CACACACAAGCACAAGUACACAACUACUCUUAUUAUAGGACCACUCUCUUCAAUGGUGACCAAAGACAGUUACAGUUACACACACACACACACACACACACACAAACACAGGGAGUUUAAAAGAAGUUUUAGAACCUAGUAUAUUUUAGAGCCCUUUUUAUGAUUUCUUCUUUCUCUUCCAUGUGCUAAGUUUUGUUUUCUCUAUUCUUCGCCUUUUUGUUGUUGUUGUUAUUGUUGUUUUGCCUUUCUUUCUUUCUUUCUUUCCACUGUUUGACCUUUCAGUCUUUUGUCUGGGGCAUGACAACACAAGCUUGAAACUUUAAAACAGCGUUGCUGUAUUGGGAAUCAGCUGCUUCUCUUACUGUUUUUGUCUAUUGGAUUGGUGUGGUUCUUCUUGGAUCCAAUUCUUAAGUUCUUGAAAAGAUACACCUUUUCGCUUCUGUGAACAGUGAAGGAGGUAUUCCUGAGUAGAGCUGAGCUGCUUUGAUACCAAACUUUAUUUCUUGUGAGGACCGUGGAAAAUAGAGGUUUAUAUAAUCUGGUGUACCGUCAUUUUCAUGAUAUCUAGUUGGAAUCAGAGGAUGGAAAGUAGAGUUAUCUACUGUUGAUGCGACUUUAGUCCAUAGAAGCAGAAGAUGGAAAAUAGAUUUGUCAAUGCUCGUAAAGAUGGCCAGCAAGAAGAUUCAUUGCAUAACUUGAGCAAGACCAGAGAAUUGAGUGGAGAAGAAAGUCUGAAUUUUUCUGAGUCAAAAUCAAAAAAGUUGGUGAGAAGAGUAAAUUCGCCACAUGCAAUAAUUUUAAAUUUUAAGCAAUCUCAAAUUCGCAAAAGUUGCAAUGAGAAUUCUUUACUUCGAAGUACUCAUGGAUUGGACAGUAGGAUUCCAAAGCAUUUGGUAAGUAUAGAUGAAAAAUAUCUUCGUCGUUGCCUGGGAUUGAUUCAUAUCAGUGCAUCAAAAGCAGCACGAUGCAGUACAUCUAUGAAUUUGAGCUCUCUGAAGAUGAGCAUUUUGUCUGACAGCUUAAAUCCAGCUAAAAUUGAAAAUAGAUAUUCAUGUGAUUCGGCUAGGUUCAUUUUUGAAUGUCCGUUGGAAUCUGGGACUGGGGGUGUAGCUGUAAGCCCUGCAGGACGAUGGAUUGUAGGUACAAUUAUGGGGAGCAAGAGUAUGAUGAACGUAUUGAAGAGCCCGUUGUUUCAUCAAUUUGGUGCCUUAGAUGGCAAUGCCAACUUCACAAGAUCGAAUUUGAAUGAUAUUAAAGGUUCGAUAUGCUAUGAUAUUGUGGACUCUCCCAGUGGGUUAAGUAUAUCUUCACCACAGAAGACAAAUAAGGAACCUCCAUCUUUGGGAAGCCAGACAGAUGGAUCUGAUAGGGCACAUAAAAGGCGCGUUUCAAUGUCUAGCACAAACUCUACAUGUUCUGAUCAGUCUUCUUCUUCUUCUGCUUCUGCCAGUGUUUCUCAGGGGAUGCUCCAAUGUACAUGGAAGGGGGGGCUUCCUCAUUUUGUAUUCUCUGCAGAUGAUCAGAGGGAGAUCUACCUAGCCAAUGUGUGGAAGGUUGAGUCAACAGAUGAUAAGGCUGUAGACUAUAUGUACUCAUUCCAUUCAAAAAAGGGUGGCCAGAAGGACCUAUCAAUUUGUGAUAAUGAGUCACAACUUGUUGGUAAGAUGAAGGUUUCUGCAUCUUUCACCCUCUGCCCGGACAAUUCCAAAAUCAUGGAGACUGAGUUUGUUUUGUAUGGUGCUAAUGAAAAUUGUGACAUAGAGACAAACACUUCAAAGCAUAGUCUGAGGAAGAACAAGGGCUUGUCAAAGAAGGUUGCGGAAGCGUUCAAAUUGAGUCAUUUGUCUAAACAGAGAAAUGUCUCCAAGUUUGGGGGAUCUAGUGCCAUACUGGAAAACUGUUCCUGGGACCCAUCCUUAGAUACAAGACGCAACCUUGAUGCAUUAGGUAGGGCCAAAAAGUUGGAAAAUCAUCUUCUGCCAAAUUUUGAAUUGGCUGCCAUUGUUGUGAAAGACCACCUCCGUGACAAACGUCAGGAAGAAGUUGGGGGUUGGGGCUUGAAAUUUCUCAAGAAAUCAGGGCCUAGGCAAACAGUUGCUUCUCCAGAAGCAUCGGUACAUUGUGAAAGUUCUGGUCGAAAUACUGGUGAUUGCUCUACAAGUGUGGACAUUCUAAUCCCAGAGGGUCUUCAUGGUGGGCCAAUAACAAAAAAUGGUGGCCCUUCCACUCUCACUGAAAGAUGGAGAUCUGGUGGACACUGUGACUGUGGUGGUUGGGAUAUUGGAUGUCCUCUCACAAUACUUAAAACUAGAUCAACCAAAGAUGAGAUUUUGCCUGAAGUGGAGAUAGAGGAGUGUAAGCCAUUUGAUAUUUUUAAACAGGGUUCACAGCACACAGCUCCCACAUUGAGGAUGGAAACUGUUCGUGAUGGUUUAUAUUUUAUUCAUUUUCAACCUCCUCUAUCAGCUUUGCAGUCUUUCUCGAUCGCGGUGGCAAUUAUCCACAUUCGGAGUCCCACACUCCGGCCCAAAAAAUUGCAAGAGUUGAAGUAGCAAGAUCCAGGAUGGUGUUUAUUUUGUAGUUGUAAACCUUACUGUGUUAUAGCAGUAAGUCAAAAUUUUAGUAUUUACAUAUGAGUUGAGAUGUUGAUUAUUGCAUUUUAUGGUUGCUAAUUGCCCUAGAUUCAGAGUGUUUUCAUACUUUAGGUUAGUUGGUGCUGAUUGGUUUAUUUUAUACUUUGAUUCUUAGUUCAAACACUCCUGUAGUCUGCUCCUUUUUAUCAAAUGUACAAGUUAUUGGUAAAGUGAAUUUGGUUUGAAAUCA
Messenger RNA from Quercus lobata, 2823 nucleotides. RefSeq names its product cadherin EGF LAG seven-pass G-type receptor, putative (DUF3527). Bases 636 to 2552 code for a protein of 638 amino acids. The transcript has 4 exons. The record is from RefSeq and is a predicted model, not a curated record. Lineage: Eukaryota; Viridiplantae; Streptophyta; Magnoliopsida; Fagales; Fagaceae.